Molecule: messenger RNA, 712 nt
Organism: Puntigrus tetrazona (Sumatra barb)
Lineage: Eukaryota; Metazoa; Chordata; Actinopteri; Cypriniformes; Cyprinidae
Gene: anapc16
Product: anaphase promoting complex subunit 16
Exons: 4
Coding region: 118-444 (108 amino acids)
Biological process (GO): protein ubiquitination
Cellular component (GO): kinetochore; anaphase-promoting complex; cytosol
Source: RefSeq, a predicted model, not a curated record
CGUAAACAAACGCGCUGAAGAAACAGCGGCGGCGGCUUCGGGUGACGCAGGUUAUCCCCAAACACUACGCGGUUUUAACACACAUUUAACUUUUUGAAACAUCUUUAUUUAUUGUGAAUGGCAGCCUCUUCAUCCUCGUCCUCGGCCGGAGGAGUCAGCGGCAGUUCGGUGACCGGGUCCGGCUUCAGCGCUUCGGAGCUCAUCCCGCCCAGAAAAGUGCUCUACACCUACCCGAAAGGAGCCGGAGAGAUGAUGGAGGAUGGAUCCGAUCGCUUUUUAUGCGAGUCUGUGUUCAGCUAUCAGGUCGCCUCCACGCUGAAGCAGGUUAAACACGAUCAGCAGGUGUCACGGAUGGAGCGUCUGGCUGGACUCGUGGAGCAGCUGGAGGCAGACGAGUGGAAAUAUAAACCCAUCGAGCAGCUCCUGGGAUUCACCACCUCAUGACCGCGUUCGGACCCGUCUCUCCGCUCCGAAACACAUUCGCCGCUUUCUCCAACGAGCUGAAGUUCUUAUGAAUGUACUGUAGGUGUGUGUGUGUGUGUGUGUGUGUGUGUGUGUGUGUGUGUGUUUUGCACUGGUUUCUAAUCGUUUGUGCUCGUGUUUUUGGAUACAGCCUUCGGAAUACUUCAAAAUAACCCUGUGUUUUCUCAGUGUGGAUUUUUACAUGUAUGACCUCCGAACACACGUACAAUAAAAGUCUUUUUGAACACAA